CGUUCGGUUGGAAGAGCGGCGGCGUCAACGUGCUUUCGGAUUGGUAUUCGGUAUUCGGGGAAUAUCGCGCAGAACCAACAGAAAACUGAAAUCAAAGUGCAUGGAAGAUUCGUGCGUGAUUGCGAAAAGUGUCGCCGACUGCAACUGUGAAAUGCAUUGAGAGGCGCAAGAGUGAAGAGCGAAUGCAAAUGUGAGUGCCAGUGGCAGAGAGUGAGAGCGGGGAGUGCCCCAUCAAAUCGCAUCAUUUGUCGCUGAGCAUCUGAUGCGACCGCUUGGUUCCGACUGCGCUUGGAGCUGGAGAACUUGGAGCUUGGAGUUCGUACACACAAAUCUCGGUGCUGGAUCGGUCUGUCUGUCUGUCGGUCUCUGGGGUGAAGUGUCGCGUCGUGACGAGUCUCGAUUUCAAUUAAAGACUGCUGCUGGCAGCUAUAACAUCUUAUUAACUCUCAACUGGCGGCCCUAUUAAGAAGAUUAUCAUCCAUAGACAAGUCAGCGAAAAAAAAUAAAAAACAUUGCUACGUCGGACUGACCCAGAAACUCCGGUGAAACUGGGUCAGAGUGCGAAAUUCACGUAUAGUGCGGUACGAAACGGAAUGAACUUGGAACGAGGAGAGCAAAAAGUGCCAAAAACAAAAAAAAGCUGCGCGCGUUAUAAGUGAGAUUCUCUGGGGAAUCUCAGGUGUUGUGGAGACACUUCCGUGGGUGGAAUACAUGACGUUGGUCCGCCCAUCAUGAAAGGCAUCUGCGGGGAGCAGCUCAACCAUUGCAUGCUGCUGGGCGACUGCGAAAACGGUGGAGAUGGCGGCACAAUAGUUGGAGCUGAAGAUGGCAUUGGCGUUACAGGAAGCGGAGGAUUGGCUGCCUCAGCGCGUCACAUCCGCUUGCGGCAGGUGCAGAGCAUGGCCGUGCCAGCGACCAGCGCCUACGACACCCUGGAGCGGCCCUAUCGCCAUGACAAGGCACGCGGACGCUGGGCCAAGUCGGCGGACUUUUAUUUCGCCAGCUGCACCCAUUGCUUCACCUCGGUGAUGUUCUCGGACCUCCCCAUCUUCGGCCUAAUUAACGGCGGCUGGGUAUUAUUUAUUAUCGCCUAUCUUAUGGGUAUUUUCAUCUACUCCCUGCCCAUAUUUUUGAUCCAAGCAUUUCUGGGACAGUUUUCCACUUCCGGAUCUAUUUCAGCAUUUCGUGUGGCGCCCAUUUUUAAAGGCAUCGGCUAUUCCAUACUGCUCAUAAAUCUGGGAACACUCACGUACUACAGCAUUGGGGCGGUGGUGCCACUUAUCUACGCUGUGAACACUUUGCAUGCGGUGAUUCCAUGGAUGCACUGCAACAAUACGUGGAACAGUGCUGACUGUUCCACCUACGACAACUACGAUCAAGAUAAUUUCACUGUCGAUCCACAUUCCACUGUGGAGUUCUUUCGAUCGAUGAUUGCCUCCACGGGCGAAGGCUCUACUGCCAUGAGCACCUCCUUGUCCAUGGUCGUGGCUGUGGUGGCCAUUUGGCUGCUGGUACUGGCCCUCCUGCUCAAGCCCGUUGCCUUUAUUGGCAAGACGCUGCGUUGUGCUUGUGUCGUGAUGUUUGCCUUCUUUGUGGCCGUUUUCUUCUAUUUGGCCAUUCACGAGAGCGUGAACCUUGGGACCAUAAAAAGCUACCUGCUGCCUAUGUUCUACAACAUGAAGCAACUUUUGGGAGCUGCAAGGUCUGCCUUGCUAUUAGCCGGCCUGGCCCUCGGCCCCGGCUAUGGCAGUAUCAUCAAUCUGGCGAGCUACAACAGCUUCCGCAGCGAUGCCGAACGAAUGAGCAUUUGGGUGUGCCUCACCCAUGCCACCAUUGGCCUCUUGGCCGUCCUCUGCUGCAAUGUGGCCCACGAUCAUUUCGAGGAUCAUGUGGGCAUGCUGCCGUUGCAUGUGGAUGAGAAGCAUGCCAUGCAGUACUUGUAUCUCAGUUUCUCGUAUCUGUUCGGCCGCUUUAGCACUGUGCCCAAUCUCUGGGCAUUCCUGUUCUUUGUCAUCAUCUUUCUGGCUGAGCUUUCAGCAUUGAUGAUCCAACUGCUGUCUGUGCUGACGUCCCUCUUCGAUGAGUUUGAGUGGUUGAGGUGCAGAAAGAUGCCAAUUAUCUGCUCGCUGAUCUUCUGUCUAGCAGCCACAUCCCUGUACUUUUGUACGCAGUUGGGCUUCAGUCAGCUAAAUCAGCUGCCACAGCUGGCCAUGUUCUCUCAUGUCAUCAUUUCGGGUGUGCUCGUCCUGAUGGCCACUUGGGUCUAUGGCCGUGUGCGCUUCCAGUGCGAUCUGCAGUUCAUGCUGGGCAAAACGAUCUCAAGCUUCACCAUAUUCUUUAUACGCUUUGGCACGCCCAUCUUUCUGGGGCUUUGUCUGUAUCAGCUCGGCUACAUAUUGUUAAGUUUCAAUGGACUCCAUCCAGUUCUCAUGUGGCUGAGCCAGGGGCUGAUUUUCCUCGUGGCCAUCGUGUAUAUGGCCUACAAGGUGACCAAGACGAACGGCAGCUGGCGGCAGCGACUGCAACAGUGCCUGGCGCCCCAUGACUGGCAUCCGGUGGAUGCGGACAAUCGUCGCUUUUACGAGGAGAUAAUGGGUAUCUCCGAGAUGCUGGUGAUCGAUGCCAAUGCCAAUACCACAUAGUGCCUGUAUUUGAAAAAGAAAUACUCUUAGAAUCGAAUCAAAAAAGACCCCCAGGGGUCACCGUUCGUACUUAAGUCGCAGUCGCGCCCCCAUGACACGUGAAUGACGAGAGGUCGGUCAUUCUCUGCCGCAGGUUGCGGCUCGAACUGAAACUCACUUUUAUUAUACACCACAUAAACGAAUUCACUCGGAAUCAAAACACGGAUCAAGUGCAAUUGCUGAUGGCUGACUUUUUUGAUGGAGCUGUACUGAUAUUUUCCAAACGCUAGCUAUAGUCAACAAUAAACUGGUGAUAUUUAGUAGUUGCCUACAAAAAAGAACUAAAACUAAAACUAAAAACUAAAUUCCGCCAAAAGGUAAACGGAAGUUCUACAAGCUUCGGCCAAAAAUAAAAUAUUUAAAACAAUAAAAUUUUAAAAUAAAAACGAGAAGGAACGUGUAAGUCGC
Drosophila obscura is the source of this 3089-nucleotide messenger RNA. RefSeq names its product sodium- and chloride-dependent GABA transporter 1. Gene Ontology annotation, cellular component: membrane. Gene Ontology annotation, biological process: sodium ion transmembrane transport. The record is from RefSeq and is a predicted model, not a curated record. The transcript has 11 exons. NCBI's taxonomy places the organism in Eukaryota, Metazoa, Arthropoda, Insecta, Diptera, Drosophilidae. The coding region runs from base 732 to 2642 and encodes 636 amino acids.